Molecule: messenger RNA, 1521 nt
Organism: Recurvomyces mirabilis
Lineage: Eukaryota; Fungi; Ascomycota; Dothideomycetes; Mycosphaerellales; Teratosphaeriaceae
Exons: 1
Coding region: 1-1521 (506 amino acids)
Molecular function (GO): 1-alkyl-2-acetylglycerophosphocholine esterase activity
Source: RefSeq, a predicted model, not a curated record
AUGGGCUGGACCGAUGUUCUCAAGCCGCGACUGAGUGUCAAAUACAUCUUCUGGGCUCUGGUCACAAGUUACUUCUCCAUCUGCAUACUCUUCAGGAUGCCUUUCUUCAGCAGCAAGCUACCGGCAUAUACCGGACCGUACAAGGUCGGCACUAUAGAUAUCGAGGCUCCGGUCGAGAAACGUAAUAUCAGUGAGGCCAGGUUUGCGAAUGGUGGCAAGCCAGCGUUUGAGCUGGAGACCGUGCUGUUCUCGCUCUACUACCCAGCGAACAAGGACGCACGAUCGCAUAGGCCACACCACCACUGGAUAUCAAGACCGGUAGGUCUUCAUGCCGAAGGAUAUGCCAGGUUCGCGCACAUCAAUAACUUCUUCACCAACAAUCUCUUCACUUUCAGUCUGUGGACUUUGGCAGGCAGCACGACCAUCCCUGCAGAGGUAGAUGUACCACUGAAUGGCACGAUCAAAGGAUACCGGAACUACGACAAGGAACACCCUCUCGAUGACUAUGGUCUUCCGCGACAUCCUGUUAUCGUGUUCUCCCACGGCAUGGCAUCGAGCCGAACAAGCUAUACGCAGUACUGUGCCGAGCUCGCCUCACGCGGAUUUGUCGUGGCUGCGAUUGAGCAUAGAGACGGUAGUGGGCCUGGCUCAGUGAUCAUGAGCGAGGGCAAAGUCAAGCAUCGCUUCCACAUCAAUGCUGAUCAAUUGGAUCCCAGCCCCGAGACGGCAGACUUCAAAGUCAUGCAACUUGCUUACCGUCAAGCUGAGAUCGAGGAGACUGUUCGCGUACUGCGACAACUUAACGAAGGUAUUGGCGGGGACUUCUACAGAAGCAAUCCGCGAGAGGAAGGCAAAGACCUUGCCGAGUGGCGAGGACGACUAAUCGUUGACAGCAUGGUCAUCAGCGGCCACUCCUAUGGUGCGACAGGCGCUCUACAAGCGCUCGCAGGCGGGCCCACAUACGAGCGACCUUUCGUGGGCGCCGUGAUCUUAGACCCGGGCAAACAGUCAGGACCUCUAAACGACGACAUCCACGUCCCAAUGAUCAUCAUACACUCCCAAUCCUGGUCUAACUCGUACAGCAUAUUCCAAGGCCGACCACACUUCGACGUGGUAAAGGACAUCGCAGUAAAGAAUCUAGAUGAACAUCACAAAUUUACCUGGUUCAUGACAAGUAUAGGCACGACCCAUCCUUCCGUUACGGACGCACCACUUAUUGAACCGCUAUUACUUUCCUGGACCACAGGUGCCACGAUCGAGGUACGGGAGGGAGUGAAGCAGUAUGUCCUGGCCACGGAAGACUUCAUGCACUUCCUCUCCACAGAGCAGAGGAAGGGCGUACUGAAGGAAGAGACUACUCAUCCACGGUAUGAUGAGGACAUUCGGGAUGAGGAUAGGAAGCAGCACAUGGAUCAGGAAGUGGCGAAAUAUUGGCAGAUCCAUGUUGCACCCACGACAGCGUGCGCCGCGCCUGGGUUGUGUGGUGUAUGGCCUGAUCGAGCUGGACGGCCAGGAUCGUAG